Messenger RNA from Helianthus annuus (common sunflower), 1215 nucleotides. RefSeq names its product protein FAR1-RELATED SEQUENCE 1-like. Bases 1 to 1215 code for a protein of 404 amino acids. The record is from RefSeq and is a predicted model, not a curated record. Lineage: Eukaryota; Viridiplantae; Streptophyta; Magnoliopsida; Asterales; Asteraceae. The transcript has 4 exons. Gene Ontology annotation, biological process: regulation of DNA-templated transcription.
AUGGACAUGGUAUUCUCAAGCCUCGAUGAUUGUUAUUCAAUGUAUGUUAAGUAUGCCAAGGAGUGUGGGUUUUCAGUUAGGAAAGGGACUACAAAGACAAACUCUAAAGGUGUCUUACAUAUUAAGUAUUACUUGUGUACGAGAUCUGGUUUAUACAAGGACAAGAAGGUUGAUACGUUGGACCCCAAUCAAAAGGAGCGAUUAGUGCGAUCCAACUUUUCAAAGAGGACUGAUUGUGGUGCACUGUUAUGUGUACUUUUUGAGGCUGGAUCAUGGAAGGUGUAUAAGUUUGUCAAGGAGCACAACCAUAAUCUUGUUGAACGUCCUGAUAAGCAUUGUCUUCCAAUUGAACGACAACUCACUCAGCUCCAGAAGCAUGUUAUACACAGCAUCUCUAAGCUGAACUUGGGUCCCGUCAAGGCGCUUAAUGUUAUGAAGACUUGUUUUGGCGGUUUUGAAGAUGUGGGUGCAAGUAAAGUUAAAUUUAAGAACUAUAAGAGAUACUCUAUGGUGGUUGUACCGUUCACGGGUAUAGACAAUCAUCACUGCAAUGUUACAUUUUCUCAACCAAAAGUUGUUGUCACUGACCAAGAUCCAGCAAUGAAGAAGGCUAUUUCUGCUGUUGGUGUUAGGCUAUGCAAUUCCACCAAUUUUAAAGAACGCAUUUGUGGUGUUGUGUGGAUGGAUAUUCUCACACUUGAAGAGUUUGAAUCAGAAUGGGAAGCGGUUAACGUAGAGUUCAAUUUAGCAGAUAAUAACUGGCUAUCUAAUAUUUUUGCACUCAGGGAAUCUUGGAUCCUUGCAUACUAUAGAAUGGAGGAGAUGUCGGGUCUUAUGCGAACGACAUCGAGGUCGGAGAGUGAGAAUCAUUUUUUUGGUCAAGUGUGCAAUUCGAAAGAUACUCUUGUUGAGUUCAUGACUCAUUAUGAAACCGCAAUAGAAGCACAGCGUCACUCACAUCGGAAAAAUGAUCAUGAAUCUCGAUACAAACGACCCGAGUUGAAGAGUAAUUACCAAUUGUUGGAAGGGCAAGCUGUUGACAUAUACACAAAAAGUAUUUUUUGUGACGUUCAAGCUGAGCUGAUUGGAAUUGCGGAUUGCAUAAAUCAACGUUACGAAGAUCAGCCCGAUGGGUUUGUUAAGUUUUACAAAAAUGACUUCCAGCAGCCUUGUACAUCCUUAUUUGAGACAAACAUUCUCUGCAUGGCGUUAUAG